AUGAAGAGUAAGAUAAUCCUAACAAUCACAAUAAUGAUAACGACGGGAAGAAUACAAGUUCAAGGACGAUUUAUGAAGGAAUUGGGCAACAACGAAUUUGACCCUUUGGUAGAACUCGUAAACUCUCCAGACUCCGUAAAACUGGAUGCCACCAAAGACAUAAACAACUUUCUUGAUACAAUUACUCAGAAACGACCCAAUACCACCUCCACACCAUCAACAACAACAACAACAAAAGAUCAACAUCCUGCGAAUCAAACCAGCUCACCAAA
Messenger RNA from Paramuricea clavata, 272 nucleotides. The record is from the annotation of a GenBank genome assembly. Lineage: Eukaryota; Metazoa; Cnidaria; Anthozoa; Malacalcyonacea; Plexauridae.